UGCGGCUGCGGCCGCGGCGGCGGACGCGGCGGCGGUAGCGGCGCCUUAUCAUCAUCAUCGUCGUCAUCGGCUGCUACGUACCGCGGCGGUGGUACAGCUGCCGGUGCCGAUGCCGGCGGGUCACCUCUACAACAAGCGGCCAGGUCCUGGCGGCCAGGUGCCGGGCGGCAUUGGCAACAACGGCAUCAAUAGCCACAUUGGGAUCGGCGGCACCGCCGGUGGCAUCCUUCACGGAGGAGUCAAGGGCCAACGGCAGCCGUUCCUUCAGCGUCUACCGUCGCGCAUACACGAUCUCACUCGGGCAAUCGAGAUGGCAGUUUCGGGAGCGGCGAACACGGCAACGCAGCAACAUCAACAGCAGCAGCAGCGUCAGCACGCGCAAGCCAAGCAGACCUCCCUGAAGAGCAAGCCCAAUAACAAUCGUCAAGCCGGCAGCAAAAAGCUCCAGCAGAGCGAAAAAGUGUAGUUGCAAGGAGUGUGUGAGAGAGAAAGAGGGAGAGAGAGACUGAGCGUAUGUGUACUUGUGUACUUCGUGUGCGUGUGUAUGUGUGAGAGAAAGAGAGGGAGAGAACGGUUGAAGAAGAGAGAGAAGUAAUGAAGGAAAUAGAAAGGAGGCCGCGCGAGAGAUAAUUAGAAAGAAGUAGGUUAGAUCGUUCGACUGUCCGAUAUGUAAUCGUGGACUGUGCAUGUGGGAAAGCUCGAAGGAAAAUAACGGGGAGGGGGGUAGAAUAAAAGGGAUGCGAUAUUAACGAGUCCUCUCGUGUCCUCACAUUCCCCUUUUUUUUCCUCGCUGCGCUCUUCCUCUUUCGGGUUUCCGUUCUUGCUUGCAUUCGGUCGUAAUCGUAGAUGAAAGAAAAGAAGGCACGUCUUGGAACAUCCUUGGCGUUUUAUUGACACGAGCAAAAUUGUAAGAAAUUUGACAAGGAGGACGAAAGAUUGAAGCGCGUUUUUGCCUUUAUCUUACGUUUCUUUCACAAUCAUGCUGCAAGAUGCCAAGUAGGAAAUUUUAUUCCUAGUUACAAAGGCGUAAAUUUUCUUGACCAGAUGACGCGCGGGGAUGAUAGGAGAAUAACACGAAGAGACUAGAUGAAAAAAAGAGCCGUACCGAAAUUCGCAUUAGGUCUUACGGGUGACUCGCACAGCGUUCUAUUCGCGGGUCCUGUAUAUACAUAUUGCCGAUUUAUAUGUAUGCGUACGCGAAAGCAUGCUUGUGGACCAAGUGUGUAAACAGGACGAUAGCUCGUAAAGAGCUUUGAAGCUUGAGGGAAGAGGAAGACGCAAAAGAUCGAGGUAUGAAAGUGAGGAAGGAAGACAGAGAGAAAGAGAGAGAGAGAGAGAGAGAAAAAGGACUUUCCCUUCGAUUAGCAUUUGACGAUGCGUCGAGAGCCUCCGCCGGGCAUUUCGGCCGAUCUUUCUUUAUAUAUAUAUAUAUAUAUAUAUUUUUUUUUUUUCUUCUACUUAAUGUACAUCCAUGACCGGGUUAGUCACGACGAUAUCGGGCUGUGAGACUGAAUCACACACAUCAGACACGCAAUUAAUAUACACAUACACGUAUACUUGCACGUACAAGUAGAACGAUCACCAAAACGCGCGGUUAAGAAUGGCAGGCUGUCGUAAAAGAGAACAUAUUUCGGAACGCGCUCACGUGAGAUAAAACUCGUCGAAAUGCGGGAGAUAUAUAAGAGCGGAUGGGAGAGAGAGAAAGGGAGAGAGUGAAAGAGAGCAAGAGAAACAGAAGGAAGAAAGAUAGAGGGGAGUAUAAAAGAAUGAAAUCUCAGAGAAACACUCACACACAGUGCUUAGUAGUAGGUGGUUAUACAUACUCGUUUUAUGUAUAAGUUUUAGAGUAUUAGCGUCGUAUGGAUGAGAAACAGGAGAGAAACAGAUAGGGAGUACGGUGAGGGUACGAAGUGCAAAGGGAAGGAGGUAUUGGGAGGGGGGUGGGGGUGGGGGAGGGGAAUAAAAGGG
Molecule: messenger RNA, 1968 nt
Organism: Trachymyrmex septentrionalis
Lineage: Eukaryota; Metazoa; Arthropoda; Insecta; Hymenoptera; Formicidae
Exons: 1
Coding region: 110-466 (118 amino acids)
Source: RefSeq, a predicted model, not a curated record